GAAAAAAGGGAAGUGACAAAGUGAGGUUAUAACUUUCACUUUGAAAGUUCUAAAUUCACAAAAUUGAAAUUUAAAUAAAUGUUUCAUCAUGGACAAAAAGAAAGAACCCUUGAAAAAAGAGAAGGUUGCAGAAGAUGGAUUGACAAAGAAGGAACGUAGGGCAUUGAAAGUACAAGUUAAAAAAACGGAGAUACAGAAUGUAAUACAAGUUAAUGAAACAAUUGUAGAAAACAAACCUAACCCUGAAAAAGAGAAACAAAAACAGAAUGUAUCACAUAAAACUAAUGAUACUCCCAAUGACCCCCCAGUCUCUGGAAAACUACUAUCAGAUAAAGAACUGAGGAAAUUGGAGUGGGAAAAAAAACUCACAGAUCAAAAAACAAAGGAACUAGAAAGUGUCAAAGCUUUGAGCAAAGCAGAAUUGAAGGCAAAACGUAGAGAGCAGCAAGAGAGUCAAAGAUCAGCUAAAACUUCAUCUAAAGUUGAACCAACUCCAACAAAAACACCUUCAGUUAAUAUCAAGCAGUCAAAAACUGAACCAAAAAAAUCACCUGUUCAAAAACAAAUUAUUAGAAAAACUAUUCCCAUUCAGAGGGUACAACUUGUGCAACAUUUAUACAUUGAUAAUUCCUCAGAAUCCAAUGAUAAAAAUUCAAUUCUCCACAAUAAAGUUCAUCCAGCCUUUGUCAGGCUAGGUACACAAUAUUCAAACAAAAAUGUUCUAGGGUCCAAUGCAAGAUGUUUAGCUCUUCUAGCAGCUCUCAAGCAAUUAGUUGACAAUCUCCAAACUCCUCCCAAGCAAGAGUUCUGUAGAUAUCUAGAAACUGUAUUGAAAUCAUGUACAAACUACUUGCAGAACUGCCGCCCACUUGCUGUGUCCAUGAUAAAUGCUCUCAGAAAUUUCAACUUACAAUUAACUCAGAUUGACACAAACCUGAAUGAUAAUGAGAAGAGAAUCAAGUUGCAGGAUGUUAUAGACAUUUAUAUAAAUGAUGAUAUUAGAAAAGCUGGUGAAGCAAUCAGUAUGAGAGUCAGAGAAAAAAUAAGUGAUGGAGAUGUAAUUUUAACUUAUGGGUGCUCUUCAUUGAUAAGAAAAAUACUCCUUGAAGCCCACAAGGAUGAAAAAAAAUUUGAAGUAAUCAUAGUGGAUAGCAGACCUUUACUGGAAGGCAAAGAAAUGUUGAGAAGAUUAGUUGUUGCUGGUAUAAAAUGCUCUUAUGUCCUCAUCAAUGCUCUCAGCUAUGUCAUGAACAGCGUAACAAAGGUCAUUUUGGGGGCACAUGCCUUACUAACCAAUGGGUAUGUCAUGUCCAGAAUAGGCACUGCCCAAGUGGCUCUGCUUGCCAGGGCCUACAACAAACCAGUCCUGGUUUGUUGUGAGACAUAUAAAUUCAGUGAAAGGGUUCAAACAGACUCAUUUGUUUAUAAUGAAAUUGGUGAUGCAGAUUUAUUGAGGACCACUCAUACUUCUGAAACUGAGAGCCCACUAAGUAAAACUAAAGAUAUGAACAAGUUGAUGCCACUGAAUCUCUUGUAUGAUGUCACUCCUCCAGAUUUGGUGACUGCUGUAGUAACUGAAAUUGCAAUUUUACCUUGUACUAGUGUCCCUGUGGUUCUGAGAAUCCAUGCUGAUGAGUCUACCUAAUUAAAAGUCUUCCAUCAACUGGUU
Molecule: messenger RNA, 1669 nt
Organism: Phaedon cochleariae (mustard beetle)
Lineage: Eukaryota; Metazoa; Arthropoda; Insecta; Coleoptera; Chrysomelidae
Source: the annotation of a GenBank genome assembly